Hymenoscyphus albidus is the source of this 4831-nucleotide messenger RNA. NCBI's taxonomy places the organism in Eukaryota, Fungi, Ascomycota, Leotiomycetes, Helotiales, Helotiaceae. The record is from the annotation of a GenBank genome assembly.
CUUCCCUCAAAGACACCUUUGCCUGCCCUGCCCCUUCUGUCGUCUGUACUCUAUCACAACGACAUCACCACAUCUCAUCUCCCGCAUCACAGUCGGAAUCUCAUCCUCUCCUUUUCCUUAGCCACCUCCAUCGAGUCCACCGAUUGUUUACCACCACCAACACCAUCACCAACCCUCUUCUUAUGUAUUAAUGAGCCCUGUAGAAGUACACUGACCACCCACAUCUGCACCAGCAUCUGCACCAGCAUCUGCACCAGCACCAGCACCCACACCAGCACCCACACCCACAGCCGCCCACCCGCCGCGUCUUCUGCCCCCUUUUGCUCUUGACACAAUUUCCUGCCAGAGCUUAAUCAACGUACACAACGGUUCAUUUCUCCUCCUCACCACCACCACCGCUGUGCGUCACGGACGACCGAUCCCAUUCGGUCCAUUUUACCUUCCUUCAACUCUCCCAGAGAUUAUUCUUCGCAUCGUCAUCGACCUGACAGCGGUAGAAUCCGGGUUCUCGUUUUUAAUAGAGCAGAAUUUCCAUCACCAUCAUCCCACAGUUGAUCCGUUCUCCGACCUUCUCACCCCAUCACCACCACACAAUCCUUCCACGCAGACCCGUCCAUCGUCUAUCGUGCACCGGGGACUCUCGUAUCUACGAUUGUCUUUUCUUCGAGACACGCUCAAGCUCGUCGGCCUUGCACACACCUCGAGUGUCAUUCGGUUGAUAGUCGGUCAUUGCGGAUUUUUUAAGGUUUGGGGGGAUCGAUACAUUUGAACACAUCUUUCCACCAUCUGUGUUCCUACGAGCGACGGAAAUAUCACGCAUUUGGUCCCACGAAUAAUCUAUAAUGUCUUCGGCAAGAUCUGACCAUUUGACUCUGGGCUAUAACUCACAGUCUUCAGCCAGCUUGCCACGUUCAGGCGGUUCCACGGCCAAUAAUUCCCCCACGGAAGCCACCAGCGGCAGCGCAUUACGAUCUCCCUUUGGAGUGCCUGGCGGAAUGAAUUCAGCAACAGGAAAGAUGGCCGCAAACACGCGUUCGGGAGCUGGUUCUCCUUCGCAUGAGUUGGGUGCUUCCUCCCGGCUAUUCACCAAGAGGUAUGGCAACCUCUGCAUCACUAACAUCUCACUCCCCCAACUAACAAAUUGAUAGCCGAGCACGAGAAAUUCAAGCGCAAGAAGGGGUCCCAGUCAAUGUUUGGGGGCCUCCUACCAGUGGCAAUUCCACCCCCCUUCGCGAAAACAUCCCCGAAUCUCCCACCGACGGCUUCCCCGAUUUCACACAGCUCCCAACUCCAGAUGCUACACCACAAGUGACGAGACGUGCGAGAGCCGGAACCGUUCCAUCACGAUUCUCGCCUGGAGGUGCUACAGCUAAUGGAUUGGGUGCUUUGCCAGCGUCCCUCGUAGCAAAGACUUCUCGCCCGAGUCCAUCGCCAAGUCCAUUCAAAUCCCCAUCUCCAAAUUUGGGUGAAAUCACAGAUCCAGGGUUGGCAAGCAAUGCGGCUCUCUUGUCUCGUCUGCGAGCUGGUUCGAUGCCACAGCGACCACAAUACAGCAAUGCGGCCUCUCCCUUCGGCCUCUCCGUGUUUUCCUCCAACUGGGCUUCGGGUCGUGAGCGAACCUCCACAUUAGCGAGUAUCCAAAGUCAGGGAUCCAAUGGACCAAGCUCCCCCGCACAAUCCGCCUUCUCUCGAGAGGGAGCGGCGGAUAAUGAGAUGAGAACUUUGGAUUACCUAGGAUUGGCAGACACUCCUCAACCACCACGAGCGCAAUUAGCGAACCCGUUCUUGGCCAAUAUCGCCGAUAUCAACAAGAACCGAUUCCGAUCAUACUCCGUCAAUGCAAAGGAAAAAUAUGCGGAGGAUGAUGAGGAUGAUUAUGGCAGUGGUGCCAUGACUCCUUAUGAACAGCAGGCGCAACUCCAUAUGCAGCUGGCCGCAACCAAUGCAGCUAUCCAGCAGCAUAAUCUCGCGGUUCAAGCCUUUGCCAACCAAGCCACGGCCAAUCGACCAAGAGCAAGAACUGCUGGUGUUUUGGAAUCUCCUCAGACAAGAUUGCUACGAAAUUACUAUCCAACGGCUUCUCGGCUAGAUAACAGUCUUCAUGCUUCUGACAUCCACUUGUCUGAGGCACCAGAAUACGAGGGUCUGCCAGAAGCAGUUGCCGGUAUGUCACUUGGACGAUCAAACAGCCGCAACAAUGACGGACACUUGAAUCCAGAGGAUACCUUGGAAGGACCAACUAGAGCUUUGUGGCUUGGAAGCAUUCCAUCUUCAACCACAGUUUCAACUUUGAUGGAAAUGUUCAAAACCCAUGGUGCUAUUAGCACUGCUCGGGUAUUGACACACAAGAACUGCGGAUUUGUCAACUUUGAACGUCUGGAGAGUGCCAUAUCUGCCAAGAAUGCUAUGAAUGGCAAGGAAAUUUUCCCAGGUGCUGGUCCAGUUAGAAUCAACUUUGCCAAACCACCAUCCCCAUCUGGCACCCCUGGACAUGACGGAGCUUUCCCAUCACCCAGUCCAGACCCAUUUGCAAAGGGAGAGACUGGAGCCAAUCUUGAGGUUGCUGCUCCAGGUGUCAUUUCUCGACCUGGAACGGCUCCAUUGACUAUGCCAGCUCUUCGUGAGUUGAAGGCUGAUAUACUCGAUAUUGUUGUAGAAUUCGGUGCUACGCCAGAGGAUAAGAUUAAGAUCACUCACAGUCUAGACCAAGCCAUCAAGUACGACAAAUUUGAAGCCGAGAUUCCACCGAUUCCAGAGCCAUCUCCUAACCGAGUUCACGAUGCCCCUAAACUUCGAGAUAUCCGAAAGCGAAUCGAUAAUCAGAGUUGGUCCCAAGCUGAGAUUGAAGGAAUUGCCGCUGAAAUGCUUCCUGAGAUUGCUGAGCUUUCACCUGAUUAUCUUGGUAACACGGUUGUUCAAAAAUUAUUUGAACAUUGCUCGGACGAUAUGAGGGAUGCUAUGUUGGAUGAAAUCGCACCACACAUUUCGGAAAUUGGUAUUCACAAGAACGGUACAUGGGCUGCUCAAAAGAUUAUUGAUGUUCGUUACUUUCCACGCUGAUUUAAAACGACUCACUGACCCGCGUAAUUAGGUAUCAAAAACCCCGAGACAAAUGGGUAUGAUCGUUUCAAACCUCCAGCCAUAUACAGUCCCAUUGUUCCUUGAUCAAUACGGAAACUAUGUUCUGCAAUGCUGCCUGAAGUUUGGAUCUCCUUUCAACGACUUUAUUUUUGAGGCCAUGUUGAGCCAAAUGUUGAAGAUCGCAGAAGGAAGAUAUGGUGCCAGAGCUAUGAGAGCAUGCCUUGAGAGUCACCACUCUACUAAAGAGCAACAACGAAUGCUCGCAGCCACAAUUGCUCUCCACAGUGUUCAAUUGGCCACCAACGCCAACGGUGCUCUUCUUCUCACUUGGUUCCUUGAUACCUGCACAUUCCCUCAACGCCGAACAGUUCUUGCCCCUCAAUUGGUGCCACACUUGGUACACUUGUGUACCCACAAGGUUGCCUAUCUAACUGUUCUCAAAGUCAUUAACCAAAAGGCUGAGCCAGGUGCGCGCGAUGCUAUUUACAAGGCAUUGUUCUUCUCUCCCAACGACGAGACUUUGGAAGCGAUUCUCUCCGACCACAACUGUGGUGCUACUUUGAUCUUCAAGGUUCUCACUACACCUUUCUUCGAUGAGAGCAUUCGAUCUCAAGUUGUUGAAAAUGUUCGUAAUGUGCUCUUGAGAUUAAAGGCCCAACCAGCUCAAGGUUACAAGCGUCUUAUGGAUGAGGUUGGACUCUCCACACGAAAUGGUAGCACUGGUCCAAGCCGUGAGCAUGGAUCAAACAGCCACUCGGUUGAGCGAAACCGCCCAGGUUCCAAUCACAGCCAAGUCAAUGGCCACGUACCACCUCAAUAUUCCAACCAAUUCUAUCCAGGCAUGCAGCCUCCACAAUUCGAUGCAAAUGGUAUGAGUAUGCAGCGGACCGAUAGCAUGGAUUCCAACCUUGCUCCAUCAUAUGGACUGCAGAAUCCAAUGUUCAACCCCGCCAAUGGCUUUGUUGUUCCUCCAGUCAGUCUUCAACAAUUUCAGCAAAAUUAUCUAGCUCGUGCGGCACCACCAAUGAACAACUUUUACCCACAGCAGACGGGAUUCUACAACAACGCGAGUCCAUCACCGGAACACUUCCGCAACCAAGGCUUGCAGAAUGCGAGCCCACAGCCCCCACAACCAAAUGCCAUGAUUGGACAGAACCCAUUUGUACCUCCUCCAGGUCUGUUUGGCAACAUGCCAAUGGGUGUUGGAGGUUAUGGAUAUCCGGGAAUGGGAGGAGUUCAGGGCGUCGGAUACGGCAUGCAACAAGAACAACCCGUCAACAGUCGACGCGGAAGAGUACGUUAAACCAUGAUCCAUCUUUCCCAAGGACCCAGCUAACGAACGCUCCACAGAGAUGAAAAAGCUCAAUUGCACAUUUGGAUUGGAUUACAUGAUAGAGGCAGGCUUCGCAUAGUUUUUGAUCCAUGUUGAUUGAUUGAAUGUUUGUGAUUUUGGGAUUGUACGAAUCUAUCUGUGUUUUAUAGGCCAACAAAAAGGAGUUUUCUGAAACUUUGUUCUUUUGUGUGUGUGUGUUUUUGUGGAAUGAGGGUUUACGUGCUUAAGGGGUUCAUGCCAAAUUAUAUGAGGAUUUUUAUAUGUACACCGUUCUUGUGUCUGUCGUCUCUUGUGUUUUCUCCCGUCUCCCCCUGAUGGUGUUCUUGUGCUGUGGUGUAGGAUUUUGCCCUCUGCUUUGACUGUCUCGUUGAGUAAGCGGAUGGGGUUUUUGAUAGUAAAUUAUAGAUGUGAGUUGAG